AUGUUUCCCACACAAAUUUCGCAAGGCUUCACACAAAGUGAUGAAAUGAAGGUGUUGUCAGAUGAAGCCUCCAAUAAGGUGCCAUUCAUAUGCGUUGCGCGUAAGCGGAAUCCUUCACGUUCCCAAUUCGGUUCAAGCAGUUCACCUAGCGUUCGUUCUCACCUCAUAAGAAACGAGUGUGAUGGCGUCCAAUCAGACGGGCCAGCACUUAACACUUCUACGAACAAGGAGUUGAAUCUAACAAAAGAUGCCAGUGACGCACUGGUUUAUCAGAAGAAAUGUCAGAACUCCAAGAGCAAGUCGGUUACGAGGGUGAAUGUGGAAGCGGCGCCGAAAUGUGUGCUACAACUGCAAAGAUCAAACCAACCGUCCAUUGUGACCAAGUCAGAAAUGGAUCCUUUUGUUCCAGAGGCUUCCGAGAUGUCUCAACACACAUCAGCAACAAGAGACCUUCCUGUGUCAAACUUGCAUUUACCACUACAACCUGAACAAAGACAAGGUUUUAGUAACGCACACAAAAGAAGUUCACUCCGAUAUAUCGAUUCAAGCUUAACAGGGAAUCCCAUCAAGAUUAAAAAUGUGCAGUUUGAGCCACACCAUAACGAAGACUUUUCUAGUUCUUGGCCUCGGCAACAAAUUUCUGACGUCAAAGAACUCUAUGGUAAAUUGGCACAGAAAGACGAGGAAAUCAGGCAAAGAGACAUACGGAUUCAUGAGCUCCAAGAAAUUAUCCUUGAACACAACCAGUUGUUGUCUCGGCUAACUGGAGUGAGGUGGAAUGAGGAAAGGCCAUUUCUCCGGAAUGCAGUCAUCAAUUUAGAGCAACACUCAAGAACUUCUCCAGCCGGUCUUGUUACUUCUGACACCAAUUCUUCAGGAUAUGGACAAGGCACAUUUGUGGAAAAAACCUCGGUCUUUCCUCAGUCCUCCGUUCAUCACAACUUUUUAGAAGAACUUCCGAUGACAGCCUGGCCGGUUCAUAGAGGAACCGCUGCCAGUGCCAUGCAAACCUACACUGCGGCAGAAAAAAGAGGUAACUCGACACGAAAUACAAAACCUUUCCAUCCGUUCAAACUGCCAAAACGACGGAAGCGUUAUGCGAUAUCUGGAGAAUCGUCGCAAUAUCUUCUUACACCAUCAUCCCAACUGGCACAAUUACCAAAGUUCACAAAGUCGGACAGGACGAAACAGCUAAUCACUCAAGCAAUAUUGGAAAACGAUUUUAUGAAACACUUGGAUUCUUGGCAAAUUUCGGAGAUGAUCGAUUCCAUGUGCCCGCUCCGAUGUGCUCGGUUAUCGUGGAUUAUACAGGAGGGAGAAAUCGGAUCGGUUGUCUACGUGCUAGAA
Molecule: messenger RNA, 1347 nt
Organism: Opisthorchis viverrini
Lineage: Eukaryota; Metazoa; Platyhelminthes; Trematoda; Opisthorchiida; Opisthorchiidae
Exons: 2
Source: RefSeq, a predicted model, not a curated record